Messenger RNA from Patella vulgata (common limpet), 1041 nucleotides. Its product is annotated as sacsin-like. The annotation marks the transcript as partial. The transcript is spliced from 3 exons. Gene Ontology annotation, molecular function: Hsp70 protein binding. NCBI's taxonomy places the organism in Eukaryota, Metazoa, Mollusca, Gastropoda, Patellidae. The record is from RefSeq and is a predicted model, not a curated record.
CGAAGUGUAGCAGAGCUCAUGGGUGUCAAAUCAAAACGAUCACAUGACAUUGAAAACGUAUCAUCCCCUCUAUUUUCUGAAUUUGGUCAACACGAAGAUCUUACAAACCGCAUCAAAGGUAUACUACAGGGAUAUCCAUGUGACGAAUCUAUACUUAAAGAGUUGUUACAGAAUGCUGAUGAUGCAGGGGCUACAGAGGUGAUUUUCAUAAAAGACUUCAGACAGCUUGAAACAAACAGUCUACCAGAUGAUAAAUUAAGUCAGAUACAAGGACCUGCACUCUGUAUAUACAAUAACACCUGCUUUUCUGAAAGAGAUCUGAACGGUAUACAAGCUCUGGGUUCAGGAAGUAAACGUGACGAAAUGCUUAAAACUGGUCAGUACGGAGUGGGCUUUAAUGUGGUUUACCACGUUACAGACGUCCCAUCAUUCUGGUCAAAAGGUAGUGAAAUUGGAGAAUUAGUUUGUAUCUGCGACCCCCAUUGUAAAUAUCUACAGAGUGCAACUGGACGAACACCUGGAAGCAAAAUUAAAGUUUCUGGGCUGAGAGGAAGGUACACAGACUUUAUGGAAGGUUAUCUACCCAAAUUUACGAAUAAAUUGGAUAAAGGAACAUUAUUUCGUCUACCACUACGAACGGAAGACAUGGCAGCAAAUUCAGAGAUAAGAAGUGAACAAACAACAACACAAGAUAUAGAAGAUAUCAUCACACUGCUUAAAGGGCAGAUAAGUCCUUGUAUGAUCUUUCUAGAGAACAUCACAAAAAUUAAGAUAGCUUCAGUUGAUCAAAACGGAGAUCUAAUUAUUGAACAUGAAAUCAGUCUUUCAGGUGAGGUAAAUGGAAAUGCAUAUUGUACGUUACCACUUCCCAUUCAAACAGGUCUACCAGUACAUAUAAAUGGACAAUUUACUUUAGAUCAUGAAUCAAGGCGGAAUUUAAGGUGCGAAAAAGAUUCAGUUGAAGGACAGUGGAAUGAACAUCUAGCGAAAUAUGUCAUCGUUCCAGCUUACAUUUCAGCUCUAACUUAUAUUAAAGAAUAG